This is a messenger RNA of Scylla paramamosain (green mud crab), 1352 nucleotides long. Its product is annotated as calcium-activated chloride channel regulator 1-like. Bases 559 to 1149 code for a protein of 196 amino acids. Lineage: Eukaryota; Metazoa; Arthropoda; Malacostraca; Decapoda; Portunidae. The transcript is spliced from 2 exons. The record is from RefSeq and is a predicted model, not a curated record.
ACCCUCUCCUUCCCCUCCUCCACUUCCACCACUAGCGUCUCUCGCCUUUACUUUUACAUUCAAGUCAUCGGUGAUCCUCGUCCCCACAUAACCGGCGGCCUCCCUCAUUACCAUAAUCUAAUAGAAGUUCUGUCGAGUUGUAUUUCAACACACUUGUGUCUGCUAAUUAGUUAGCAAGACCCAACCUACGAGAUCUUAUACCCAUGGAUGCUGACUGGUGGAAGACAACCUUCCGCCGCCCCGACAGGAGGUCCGUUUUAGUCUGACAACGUACCCGCCUCCGGUGACAUUAUUCCUGGCUUUGUCCACGCCACAAAAGGCGUCUCCCAGAGCCGCAGUGCGGACACAAUGGUCGCCAAGCGGCGGCCACUCCUACCCUAUUGUUCUUCAUUUGUCAUUUGUUUUCCGAUGAGCCUCAAUAUGGCACGCGGCUCAGGCGGCAACUAACGUCGGCGGCGACGUCUGAGAUCCUUGUCCCUCUAUGGGACGCGGCGACGACCUGACGGGCGCCCCUGUGAGAUCUCUUUUCAGAGCGUCCUGAGGGAGCUGUCUAGCCAGAUGUGGUCUGCUACGGGCGGCCGAGCGUCGAUAAGACAAGUGACGGUGGCGCUGCCGCGUGUCUGGAGGACAGACGCCCUCGGCUGCUCCCUCAAGAAUCUCCUCCCGGCCUCCUCGGCACCCGAGGAAGGCCACAUCCGUAUCACAACUUCCCAUCCAGUCUUCGGUGACAGACCCUGGACGCAACAGACGCAGGGCUGCGGCCGCCAAGGGGACUUUAUCCAGAUGGGCGGGGAUCUCCUGAGGGCGGCCAGCAAUGACUCUUACGCCCACUCGGCACGUCUGCUGCUCGCUGAGUGGGCCAAGUUCCGGUGGGGUGUGUUCGACGAGCGCGGCCACGCCAACGACCCGCUUUACCCGCCCACCUUCCGCGACCCCAACACCCACCAGUUCGCCGCCACCAGCUGCUCCGACGGCGUGGUGAAGGGCGACACCUGCGACCCGUCCCAGCCCGGGUGCACCUUCUCGCCGCAGCCCUACAGCAACAACCAUCUCAGCUCCUCGCUCCUUUCCUUCCCGGAGCUCCCCACCGUGAGUUUCAUUAUUGGCUUAUAUAAAGAAAGUUUGGCAAAGAGCUUCCGGGCAGGGUAAAAAGGUUCCGUGACUACCACUCGGGACAGAAUGUGCAAAAAGUUUCAAAUUCUUCCCCUCAAGGCCCGCAUUCAAGGGAGAGGGAAGAAAAGCAGGAAAAGUUUGGAAAGAAGAGGGGAAAGAAGGAAAAACAGACACCGUGACUUCCUUCCCUGUCUAAACAUGGAGAAAUACCAGUAUCAACAUUUUCUAUCUUAUAUUCC